Megalops cyprinoides (Indo-Pacific tarpon) is the source of this 630-nucleotide messenger RNA. Its product is annotated as cell death activator CIDE-A-like. The coding region runs from base 1 to 630 and encodes 209 amino acids. Gene Ontology annotation, biological process: regulation of apoptotic process; apoptotic process. The transcript is spliced from 5 exons. Lineage: Eukaryota; Metazoa; Chordata; Actinopteri; Elopiformes; Megalopidae. The record is from RefSeq and is a predicted model, not a curated record.
AUGGAGUACGCAAAAACGCUCGUCCCGGUAUCCGUGAUGAGGAAAGUGUCAUUGGUGGGCACCUCCAUCGGCCAGCGAGUCCCUCCCACUGCAUCACCCCGCUCCUUUAAGGUUUCCACACACAACGGUUUUCAAAAGAAGGGUGUGAUGGCUGCUUCACUAGACGACCUCCGAGACAAGACUGCGAGGGCCUUCCUGCUGACCUGCCAGUUCCUGACCAUUGUGCUGGAGGAGGAUGGCACCACGGUGGACACAGAGGCUUUCUUCCAGUCCCUGCCUGACAACACACGGCUCAUAGUGCUGGAGAGGGGGCAGAGAUGGACACGGUCUCAGUGUGUCAUGGGCAUGGGUGCCAAGAAGCCUCGCAGAAAUGGAAUGGCUAAGCUGACCUUUCACCUUUACAAGCUGCAUCCAAAAGACUUCCUUGGCUGUCUGACUAUCAAAGCCAAACUGUAUGAGAUGUACACAGUAUCAUAUGACAUCAGGUGCUUGGGGCCCAAGUGUAUGCUGAUGGCGUUCCUGCGGUGCCUGGUGUAUGUGGCCAGUGUGGCAGGUCAUCUGCUGCUGUGUGGCUCCUCCUACAUACUUCAGCUCAUAGGGGAGGAUGGGGCUACCCACAGUGACCUUUAA